Molecule: messenger RNA, 888 nt
Organism: Glarea lozoyensis ATCC 20868
Lineage: Eukaryota; Fungi; Ascomycota; Leotiomycetes; Helotiales; Helotiaceae
Exons: 1
Coding region: 1-888 (295 amino acids)
Source: RefSeq, a predicted model, not a curated record
AUGUCGCACCCCAAUGAGAGUCCGAAUGGUGUUCAAGACAGAAGAUCGCUUUUCUCCGGACUCCCAUUUCCAUCAGAGUUGCGUUCCCAAAUAUAUGAGAAUAUCUUUCAUUCCCGUCCAUCGACAUGCCCAACAGCUAUAGCAGAUGCCACUAGAGGAUGUCGUUGCGGAGAAGGGCUGUCUCGAACCAGCAAACAAUUCUACCUCGAAUGCCGUCACCUGCAUUUCCGUAGGGCUACGUUUAACUUUCGAAGUGCCAACGCCUGUGAGAAGUUUCUAAAAGCAAUCGGAGCCAACAUCGGACAUCUAGGAGCCGUGGCCAUCGGAUUUGAUACGCACUCUCAUAGAGCUUGUGUCGAUAUGGACUCGGUAUUGGGGCUUCUCAGAAACGCACCGAAUUUAUCCAGCUUACAUCUUGACAUAAAAACACCAACCCAGCCUGGCCACUUCUCCAGAUCGCCUCUUUACUGGACUGAUGUGAUGUUGCCAGCAGAAGCUUACGAUAUUCAAUUUCGAGCGCUGCGACACCCACUAGCUGAAUUGAAGACGCUUCGAACUCUAACGGUCGCUGGUCACCCAAAAAAUGAUGAAUGGGAAGAAGCCGUGUGCCAAUUUGUUGUAACCAUCAACCAAAAGGCUCGGGAAGAAGGCAGAUUCCCUUGCAUUUUUGAGAAGGAGCACCGCCUGGUUCACCAGUGGCUGUAUUGCAUUACCCUCGAUCACGACAUGUCACGAAUGAGUUAUGCACCUCCAGGAACUCUUGUGUCUGAUACUUCGUGGAUUGUUCAAGAUUCAAGUGGUUAUCAAUUCAUGACUCAGUCAGCUGGAAUCGACAGUUUGAUUGGGAACUUUACGGAAGUCCGUUCGGCAGCAGAUAAUGCUUCUUGA